Messenger RNA from Malania oleifera, 1638 nucleotides. RefSeq names its product AP-3 complex subunit mu. Gene Ontology annotation, biological process: intracellular protein transport; endocytosis. Bases 224 to 1477 code for a protein of 417 amino acids. The record is from RefSeq and is a predicted model, not a curated record. Lineage: Eukaryota; Viridiplantae; Streptophyta; Magnoliopsida; Santalales; Ximeniaceae. Gene Ontology annotation, cellular component: cytoplasmic vesicle; clathrin adaptor complex. The transcript is spliced from 8 exons.
AUUUUUAUUUUAUCAUAAUGUUAUCGCUUUACCAUUGAAAGCCCACUACUUUGGAGUUGCUUCAAAAUAUUUGUGCAGAUUUUAUCUGCACCCAUCAUCGAUUCUUCGCUUUCCAUCAAAAUCCCUCUUCCCAAUCCGUUCAUCUUGAGUUGUUCUGACUGCGCCCGCUCCAGCCUCGCCCGCUAACUGCAGUUCGUUUUUGGUAAGAGGGGGAGAAAGAACGAUGCUGCAGUGCAUAUUUCUUCUAUCGGAUUCCGGCGAGGUAAUGCUAGAGAAACAGCUGACUGGACAUAGGGUUGAUAGAUCCAUAUGUGCUUGGUUUUGGGAACAUGCUGUUUCUCAAGGUGAUUCGGAUUCUUCCAAGCUGCCACCGGUUAUUGCUUCGCCUACACAUUAUCUUUUCCAAAUUGUUCGUGAGGGGAUCACAUUCUUAGCAUGCACUCAAGUUGAAAUGCCACCCCUGAUGGGAAUUGAGUUCCUUUGCAGAGUAGCUGAUGUCCUCUCAGAUUAUCUUGGAGGGUUGAAUGAAGAUUUGAUCAAGGAUAACUUUGUUAUUGUAUAUGAGCUUCUUGAUGAGAUGAUAGACAAUGGCUUCCCUCUGACAACUGAACCUAAUAUCCUGAGAGAGAUGAUAGCUCCGCCAAAUAUUGUUAGCAAAGUGUUGAGUGUUGUGACUGGGAGCACUUCCAAUGUCAGCAACACACUUCCAGGUGCAACUGCAUCUUCUGUACCAUGGAGAACAACAGACCCAAAGCAUCCAAACAAUGAAGUUUAUGUUGAUCUUGUGGAAGAAAUGGAUGCAAUUUUAAACAGGGAUGGGAUCCUGGUGAAAUGCGAGAUAUAUGGUGAAGUUCAAGUAAAAUCCCAUCUUUCGGGCCUUCCUGAUCUGACCCUUUCAUUUUCAAACCCUUCCAUUUUAAAUGAUGUGAGAUUUCAUCCUUGUGUUCGCUUCCGACCAUGGGAAUCACAUCAAAUUCUGUCAUUUGUGCCACCUGAUGGACAGUUUAAACUUAUGAGCUACAGGGUUAAAAAGUUGAAAAGUUCUCCGAUAUAUGUAAAACCACAAUUAAUUUCAGAUGCAGGGACAUGUCGCAUUAGCAUAUUGGUUGGAAUGCGAAACGAUCCCGGCAAGGCAAUUGACUCAGUAACUCUGCAAUUCCAAUUGCCUCGCUGCGUUUUAUCAGCUGAAUUGACUUCAAAUCAUGGAACAGUAAACGUCCUAGCCAAUAAGACAUGCUUGUGGUCCAUUGGACGGAUACCGAAAGAUAAAGCCCCUUCAAUGUCUGGAACCUUGUUUCUUGAGACAGGUUUGGAGAGGCUUCGUGCUUUCCCCACGUUUGGAGUGGGUUUCAGGAUCAUGGGUGUUGCCCUCUCUGGCCUACAAAUAGACAAACUAGAUGUAAAGAACUUACCGAACCCUCCUUACAAAGGCUUCCGAGCCCUCACAAGAGCCGGAGAGUAUGAAGUUAGGUCAUAGUAAUGUCUUCGUUUUUCUUAUUUAUUUUAUUUUGCAGGUGGAAUUGAUUUUUUUUUUUUUUGACCACAAAUUUUGAUAUUGAAACGAGGUUUGAGUUGCAAUGCUGCACUUUUUUGUUGUCCCAUAUCAUGAUGUGAUAAUGCUAAUGGAAAUUUCUUGCA